CAUUGGAAUAACAGCUAACAUAGACCUACCGUUCAACUUCAUAGAUCAAUGAUCACUUUUUUGGUGUAGAAAAUCACCGAUCAGAAUUGAGUUUGAAGUUAAAUCCUCCUUCUUUCUCUAACAGAUAAAACUAGUAUGUGCUAAAAUUCAUAACAAAAUUGUGAUUUAUAUGUUAUUAUUUAUCACAAUUUUGUAGAUUUCUUUGACUCAUGUCUCUACUGAAUCAACUCUUCAACAGGGGACUUCAAGGCUCAAAAUGCAAGACAUGCUUGACCUUGGCGAUCUCACGAAUCAAAUUAUUACAAAACAAGAGAGAUGCACAGCUCAAACUUAUGCGCAAAGAGAUAGCCCAAUUUCUGCAAGCUGGCCAGGAAGCCAUAGCUCGAAUUAGGGUUGAGCAUAUUAUACGUGAGCAAAAUGUAUGGGCUGCUUAUGAGAUUUUGGAGUUGUUCUGCGAGUUCGUUUAUGCCCGCGUGCCUAUACUCGAAAGCCAAAAAGAAUGCCCUUCAGAGUUGCGGGAAGCUGUUGCAAGUAUAAUCUUUGCAGCUCCAAGAUGUUCAGAUUUGCCAGAUUUAUUGCAUGUCAGGAAUCUAUUUGCAGCCAAAUACGGAAAGGAAUUCAUAGCCGCCGCAUCUGAGCUUCGGCCUGAUACAAGUGUUAACCGUACAAUUGUUGAGAAACUUUCAGUCAGCGCUCCAUCAGCUGAAAUAAAGCUUAAUGUAUUAAAGGAAAUUGCAAAAGAGUACAACGUGGAAUGGGAUUCUUCUAACACAGAAGAAGAAUUGCGUAAAAAGCCAGAGGACCUUUUGAAUGGACCAAAGCAAAUUGCCACACCUGCUCGGGCAUCUGUAGAACCAAACACUCGUGAUCAUCCACCAACUUCUGAAAAUACGGUGUCGUCUCCAAAUGGCAAUCCGGGAGCUAGAAGACUUGAAUCUCCAACUUCUGUUACUAAAGCACCUCUAUGGCCUACUGAUGUAUAUAAACCGUUACUUGGUGACAGCAGUUUGGGCGCACCAAUCGAUAUAAAGAAGGAUACAAGACCAGAAACAUCAGAUGUAUUAGAGAGAGCUCGGGCUGCUAUUUCUGCUGCAGAGCGUGCAUCUGCUGCUGCCCGACUUGCUGCAGAUUUGGUCAACGUCAAGUUCAGUUCUUCAAUUGUAGGGGAUAGCAAGAGUUAGUGAAGUUGUUGUUUCGACUUUAGAUCUGAGGUUUCAUGCCUCUGUUUUUAUGUGUGUUUGAGAGAGAGAGAGAGAGAGGGAGGGAGAGCGAUAGGAUCCUAAUUCUAAUUUCAUCGUCAUGGCAGCUUCUGCGGAUGAGACACUGUUAUAGAAGAAAAAGGCACAUAAUAAGUUGGUUAUUCACUUCCUCGCUCCAUCCUGAUGUAUAUUUCGAAUGUUUAUACAUAUGUUGGUGUUUUUGUUAUUCUCAAGUGACCAGUUGUUUGUAAAAUAUGAAUUGUAAGAAUUCUGAGUUUCAUUGCUUAAGUAAAACUUUAUCGUGCUUCAUUCUCAA
Nicotiana tabacum (common tobacco) is the source of this 1515-nucleotide messenger RNA. RefSeq lists its product as uncharacterized. NCBI's taxonomy places the organism in Eukaryota, Viridiplantae, Streptophyta, Magnoliopsida, Solanales, Solanaceae. Gene Ontology annotation, biological process: protein transport. The record is from RefSeq and is a predicted model, not a curated record.